AUGCCAUCGCAGGGCGGGCUCGGGCCCCCUGGUUCUGCGAGGGCGGCGCCCACGCUCUACCUGACCGGCCUCUUUCCCCCAGGCCUGGGCACGCGCCGCCAGGCCGCGGCGGAGGCCCAGGCCGCGGAGGGGGCGGCGCGUUUCGCGCCCGCCGUGGCGACGAUGAGCGACCUGCGGGCGAGGUACAGGGUGCCCCGCCGCUGCCUCGACGCCCAGCCCGCCGGCGCGCCGUGCCCCGCCAAAACCGCGAGCCGGAAGAGGUCCCCGCACGCGUGGAAGCAGGGGCACGGCCUGCGGCUCCCCCCCCUGCAGCCGGUGAAGACCACCAGCGGCAGGCAGCGCGGCCUGGUCCAGCGCCCCCAGGAGGAGCAGCCGCCGAAGGCGGAGGCACCGGGGGCGCCCGCCAGCACCCCGCUCGAGCCGGGCGGGCGGCCGCAGGGCACGCCCAUCGACGGCCCCAGCGAGGCCCUGAAGCGCGCGCAGGACACGCUCCGCGAAGCCCUGGAGCGUGCGCAGGAAGAGCGAGGCGAGGCGCGGCCGCCCUCGCAGCGUGGCGAGGCCGCGGCAGCGGACGCCCCGAGCGGCGGCCUCGGCGCUGCAGGCGCCACCGAGAGGGACCCUUCGGCAGAGGGCGACGCCUCGCAGCUGGAACAGCCUGGGCUGCACCGGCUGGCUCGGCUGCAGCCGGUGCACCCCGGGCUCGUGGACGGCGCGCUCGAGGCCACGGCCGACCAGUACGAGGAUGGUUUCGAGGACGCCGAGGACGCAGAGCCGCCCGCAGGCGCGUUACUGGCCAUGGGCGCAGAGCUAUCCACCUCUGCGAAGCUGAAGCCAGACCAGCACGAGGAUCCGUCCUCGGACGCGGAGGACGCGUUCGAGGACGACGAGAGCGCAUGCAAAAACGACGAGGGGAAGUCGGAGCCGCGGUCUGCUGGCGCGUCGACGGCCGAGGCUGCCACCGCAGCGCCCAACCGCUGCCUCGUGGAGCGCCCCCGGGGCACCGAGACGCCCGCGGGCGCGUUGCCGGCCUGGGGCGCGGAGCAGUCUGCCACGAAGGCCGACCAGCACGAGGAUCCGUCGGAGGACGAGGAUGCGUUCGAGGAUGACGCGAACCCGUCCGUGGGCGACGAAAGUACGUCGGAGCGGAGGUCUACGGGCGGACUGCCGCCCGAGGCCGCCGACCGCCUCACGGGGCGUUCCGAGGGCACAGAGCCGCGCACGGGCGCGGAGCUGGCCUCCUUCGCGAAGCCCGACCGGCAGGACGAUCCGUCCGAGGAGGUCGAGGAGAGCGCGCUCGAGAGCGCCCUGGGCGGCCGCUACAGCCACAGCGCGUACUCUUCCGCUGGUCGGCCCUCGGAGCGGACGGGCGCGUUGCAGGCCGCCGUGGACGGGGAGCAGGCACCCACCCACGCGAGCCCCGACCAGCACGAAGACCCCUCCGAGGACGGGGGGCGCGCGCCCGAGGCGGCCUCGCCGCGGGCGGCCUCGCCGCGGGCCGUGGGCACGGAGAGGUCCGACGCCUCCGCGGCGUCGGAGCAGUGGUCCACUGGCGUGCUGUCGCCCAAAGCCGCCGCCGGAGGACCCGACAAGCGUUUCGUGCAGGUGGGGGUGCUGCCGCCCGUGGCGUCGGAGGUGUCCGAUGCGUCCCUGGCGUCGGAGCAGUGGUCCACGGGCGUGCUGUCGCCGAAGGCCGUCGCCGCAGAGCCCGAGCUCAGCUUCGCGCGGGUGGGCGCGCUGCCGGAAAGCCCGUCCAAGGACGAGGGCGUGUGCGAGGACGGCGAGGGCACGUCCGAGGGCGACGAGGGGAAGUCGGAGCCGCGGCCUGCUGCCGAGGCCACCGGAACGUCCGCGGGCGCGCUGCUGGCCUUGGGCGCGGAGCAGUCUGAAACGAAGGCCGAGCAGUACGAGGGCGCGUUCGAGGACGACGAGGGGCUCGGGCCGCCCGCAAGGACCUUGCCGACCUUAGGCGCGGGGCAGUUUACCUCCGCGAAGUCAGAUCAGUACGAGGAUGCGUUCGAGGACAGCACUGAGGGUCGCGGCGGCCGCCCAGAAACCGGGCUCCCUGCCGCCUCUGAGAAGCUGGCCCGUCCACGGGCGGAGUCGCCAAGCGACCCAUACGACGAGUUCGAAGCUCGCGCCAGUUGGCUCGGUGAGCAGCUGGCCAUGGGCAUUCCUGCGCACGUCUCAUUCGGCAAUGCGGCUAACGGUCGCGGCAAGAUAAAGUCGGAGUCGAUCCGCACGGCCUUCGUCUUCACCUACCGCGUAAUCUCCACGAGGCGGAGCUGCAGGUUCUCGGUGACCUACAUGAUCGCGUUCGUGGGAUACUUGAUCGUAGGAAUGGCCGUCCUCCUGGCGCUGGCCGUCCCCCUGCGGCUGAGGGCCGCCGCGGCGGCCCCGCGGUGCACCGGGCCGCCGAAGGAGCAGCCCGAGGCCGCAGGCGCUGUUGCGGCUGGGGUCGGCGGCCUCGGCGAGCUCUGGAUCAGCGGGGUCGCCUCCUCGAAGCGCUCGUUCGCCGCCCUGCUCGCCUACGACCGGCUCACCCGCAGCUGGUCAUACUUGCUCCUGAACAGCCUCAGCGUGCUCGUUUUCCUCUGGGGCGGAGCCGGGGUAGCCUUCGUGAUCCACGACGCCGUGCCGGACGAGGUGGAGUGCCCCGCGAAGUGGAUCAGGCGAGCGGCACACUCGUACGCCUUCAUUUACGUCGCCAUGUUGGUGUGGAGCCUGGCGUGCCUGGGACCUCAGCCGGUCUUGCACCACUCGGCGCAGAACCUGCACAGAAGAGCCCGAGGAAGAGGCCGGAGCGCUGCCGUGCUGGCCGCCACCGUGGGCAGCACGCUGCGCCGCUCCACCUGCGAGGCAGAGUCAGGGCCAGAGUCGGGUGAGAAGGAGAAGGAGGGCCACCCUUGUGGCAUGCGUGGGGCCAUCUUUGCGAUCCUCUUCGGGGCCUCCGCGGAGGGGCCCGCAGCGCCCCGGCCAGCGCGGCCGGGCAGCGCAGCGCUCGCGAGCACUGCCGCUCCACCCACGCUUCUCCUGCAGUCAGUGGAGUACUGCUGCAAGUGA
Messenger RNA from Prorocentrum cordatum, 3060 nucleotides. The record is from the annotation of a GenBank genome assembly. NCBI's taxonomy places the organism in Eukaryota, Dinophyceae, Prorocentrales, Prorocentraceae.